UCUGCUGACGAACCACUGCCAACUGUCAAAAUUAACAGAAAGCUGCCUGCCUUCUGGUUCACAUUUUAGCCGUUAUCCCGGGUUCUUGCAGGAAGUAUGGGUCGUGGAUAUAUAGUAGAAGAGGCUGUGGAGGGGUAUCUGUCUAAACUAUGUCAACAACAAGCAGGUCCAGUCACAGGCCUGCUUAUUGGACAGAGCUCAGCCCAAAGGGAUUUUGUCAUCAUGGCAACGCGGACGCCCCAAAGGGAGGAGUCUACGGCAGCGACUGGAAACUCUCUGGAUAAGGAGUGGGUGACUGAGCAUGCCCGACAGGUGUCCAGGAUGCUGCCCGGAGGCUUAUCAGUACUUGGAGUCUUCAUCAUCACUGAUACCGAUGGCAAGGACACACUAACCACAGUCCGACAGGUCACUUUCGCAGUGGAGAACCUGAUCUCAUCGGAGCACCUGUGGAUCCCUGCAGAUGACGACGUCACAGACUGUGUCGCCCUGCACGUCAACCCCAAAACCAGGAAAACCGUCUGCAGAACCUUUGACGUCAAAGACCCCAAGAGCGUGGCCAAGCCAGCAGACUGGAGGUACCAGUCAGGUGUGUGUUCCUCCUGGACCACAGUGUCAUGUUGUCUAAAUGUGGACAUGUUGGUGCCACUACCAAACAACAGAACCAAUGCAGAAAACAUGGAUGCAUGUCUCAAGGGGGGACUGGAAGCGUGGGCGAACCAGAUUAUGAGUGGAGUUUGUCUGAUUGAUGGAAAAAAGCUGCUGGACGACACAGAGCUGUCAGCAGGACAGAAGAGGAAUGUGAGACAGACGUACACAACUCAGCUGCUCAUCUCACCGGACGAACAGGGGCCAACGGAUGUGGUCCAUCGGUGCGGAGGCGGUGUGUCAGUCAGGGGAACGAUCCACAGCAGAGCUUACCUACACAGCAACAAGCCAAGGGCCAAGCUCGCUGAGAAGCUGCUGAAGAGGGAUGUGGUUUCUACGGUGGCCACAAGGGUUCAAAUGCUUCUGGAGGAGCUGCUGACAUCAGAGGAGGAAAGCAAGAGCAGCAGAGACAAGCAACAGAGUGAGCAGUUCUGCCUCCCGCGCCGUGUCUUCUGUCCUGUAAAAGCACCCGGGCCUGUGUGUGUGUGCGACUACCACUUCAGUGACGAGGGCCUGUCUGAGGUGACUGAUCGGCUGAAGGAGAUGCUGGAUGUCGAUGCGGCAGAGGAAGACUUAGACACCAAGCAGGAAAUGACUGCUGAAAUCACAGAGAAGAACACUAUUACAGCAGAGCCAGCUGUGGAAUCUGACGAAGUGCUGGAACCCAAGAGGAACAACUACACUGGUGUGGCCAUCGGUGCUGCUGUCGCUCUGCUCGCCACCGCUGCCUCGAUGCUCUAUCUCAAUGAUGUCUGACACAUAUCGAAAUAAAGUGUUUUGUUUUGAACAUA
This is a messenger RNA of Seriola dumerili (greater amberjack), 1436 nucleotides long. RefSeq names its product chromosome unknown C1orf27 homolog (gene odr4). The transcript has 14 exons. The record is from RefSeq and is a predicted model, not a curated record. Gene Ontology annotation, cellular component: endomembrane system. The coding region runs from base 97 to 1401 and encodes 434 amino acids. Gene Ontology annotation, biological process: intracellular protein localization. Lineage: Eukaryota; Metazoa; Chordata; Actinopteri; Carangiformes; Carangidae.